This is a messenger RNA of Purpureocillium takamizusanense, 2127 nucleotides long. Its product is annotated as NADPH--hemoprotein reductase. The transcript has 2 exons. Gene Ontology annotation, cellular component: cytosol. The record is from RefSeq and is a predicted model, not a curated record. Gene Ontology annotation, molecular function: flavin adenine dinucleotide binding; FMN binding; NADPH-hemoprotein reductase activity. NCBI's taxonomy places the organism in Eukaryota, Fungi, Ascomycota, Sordariomycetes, Hypocreales, Ophiocordycipitaceae. Bases 1 to 2127 code for a protein of 708 amino acids.
AUGGCUUCACUCCAGAGGGACAGUCUCCAUGAUGUGAUACUGCUGCUGGCGAAGCUGGCGCCGGUCACCGUGGGCGACAUGGUGGCCGCGGCCAUCAUGGUUGCGAUGGCCGGGGCCUAUCUCCUUGCAGAUUACACUUGGAAUAAGCCAAGUCCGUAUCAGUACAUCUGGUAUGAGCGACCGCAAGAUCAGGACGCCGCAACACGGUCGGCUACCCGUGCAACGCGCAACGUAGCCCAGCGACUCGAGGAGCUGGGCAAAGAGGUUGUCGUCUUUUGGGGUUCGCAGUCGGGAACCGCCGAGUCCUUUGCGAAGCGGCUCGCCAGGGAGCUCUCCCAACGUCUCCGCCUGACGACAAUGUCGGCCGACCUGUCAGACUUUGACCCGGAGACACUACCAUCGAUGCCCCAAGACAAGAUUGCCAUCUUCAUCCUUGCGACAUACGGCGAGGGCGAUCCAAGCGACAACGCGAACCAGUUCUGGGAGUGGAUGAGCAAAGCAGCCUCUCCAUCGUCACUGUCUUCUCUUCGGUACGCCGCCUUGGGCCUCGGAAAUAGCAAUUAUCUGCACUAUAACAGGGUAGUCGACGUUAUAGAUGGUGCCCUUCAACGCGCGGGUGCUCAGCGGCUCUUGCCGGUGGGUAAAGCCGACGAUGCUCACGGCGGUACUGAGGAGGACUUUUGCCGAUGGAAGGACAGUCUCUUCGCCUUUCUCGCGAGUGACCUGGGGAUCAACGAACAGGCCCAAAGUUAUGAGCCGAUGCUCUCCGCUGUUUACGACACCUCCAUGGAGCCCAUCGACCUGCACCUCGGGGAGCCCAUUGAAUCGCGAGGCAAGAGCUCAACCCCCAAAACACACGCACUACCCAUCAAGCAUGCCCGCGAGCUGUUCACGGACUCCAAGCGAAGCUGUCUGCACCUUGAACUGGACCUCUCUAAACACCCGGAGCUGGUAUACAAGACGGGCGACCACCUUGGCAUCUGGCCGGUGAACCCCGACCAGGAGGUUGACCGUCUCAUCCGGGUGCUUGGCUUGGCCGGCGAGCAAGACUCGCCGCUGUUGAUCAGCGCCCUCGACCCGGCAGUCAAGGUUCACCUCCCGAAUCCCACCACGGUCAAUGCUCUGUUUCGGUACUACGUCGAGAUCUGCGCUCCAGUGUCUCGCGAACUGGCCCGCGCCGUUUCUGACUUCGCCCCAUCUCCAGAAGUCAAGACCUGGGUCCUGGAGCUCUGUGCCACGAGGGAUUCGUAUUCGUCGUUUCUAGAGCGGAACUACAUCACGUUCGGCAGAUUGCUCGAGCUUUCUGUUGGCGGCGAAAAUGAUCUGAUCUGGUCCGGUAUUCCAUUGGCGUUUGUCCUGGAGAACCUGCCAGCGACUCGUCCGCGGUAUUACUCGAUAUCCUCGUCGAGCGUGCUGUCUCCUCGAUCUGUGUCAAUUACGGCACUUGUGUCAAAUACGUCACUCAGCAAUGAAGACCAGGCGGUGCCUGGGGUCACUACCAACUACCUUUUGGCAAAGGCGAACGCCCGUCAAGAGGUUGCCAUUAGCCACUCCCCUGUCCCCGGACUCUCAUACCACCUGCCGGGUCUGGGCAACAUACUGAAUGAGGCCAAGAUAUUCGCGCACAUUCACCGUUCUACACUCAAGCUCCCCACGCAGCCGUCCUGCCCACUCAUCAUGCUCGCCGCGGGAACCGGCCUUGCUCCCUUUCGCGCAUUCAUCGCUGAGAGGUGCCGCCUACAGUCCAUGGGAAGGCAGAUCGGCGACAUGUUGUUGUUCUUUGGGUGUCGGCAUCCGGACGAAGACUACAUCUACAGCGAGGAGCUGGCAGAGAUGGAGGCAGCGCUGGGUGGCAAGUUGCAAAUCACUGUGGCGUUCUCUCGACUUCGACCUGGUGAGAGGACGUAUAUCCAGGACAAAAUGAUUGCUCAUGGGGCCGAUCUUUGUCAUCUUGUGGGGAGUGAUGCCUCUGUGUACAUUUGUGGGAGAGCUAGCAUGGCAAGAGACGCCGGGAGGGCACUGGGUGAAGCUAUCGGGGGCCAUAGAGGGAUGAACGGGCAACAGAUCCAGGACUGGGUAGCUACCAUGAAGCGCACAAGAAAGUGGCAGGAAGACGUCUGGGGCUGA